AUGUUACCAAGUGGUCACGAUGUCCAAUCUACAAGGUUCAUCAAGGACGAAACCUGGGGAUCAUGUCCAAAUUACCAAGAUGCUUUUAGCCAUGCACUCUUGUGGCCCAACAGCAUCACAGAAGCAAUAAUUGCCUCUCAUUAUGUUGCUGUAGACGAUGGGAUUUAUAUCGCACGCGGCAUGGAGAUAAGACUCAGGAACACCCAAGUGGGUUGUGUUCUGCAGAUGCGAGUGAGCGACAAGGGUUCUUUGGCUCAAACCCACGAUCUUGAAUCUCAGGCCGAAGAGGCCAAGAAGCCGACCAUCCAGUCAAAAAAUUGA
Molecule: messenger RNA, 321 nt
Organism: Fusarium venenatum
Lineage: Eukaryota; Fungi; Ascomycota; Sordariomycetes; Hypocreales; Nectriaceae
Source: RefSeq, a predicted model, not a curated record